AUGAAGAAAGAGGAGGAAGAAGAGGGGUUUAAGAUAGAGGAUGUUAAGAUGGAGGUUGAGGAGGCGGAGAUCAAAGAAAAGGAAGAAAAGGAGGAGGGGUACAUCAAAGAGGAGGAAAUGGAGCUCGAAGAAGGAGAGAUCCUCGAAGAGAUGGAUCUUGACGCAGAGGCGUUCAUCAAGAUUAAGGAUGACACUGUCCCACCUUCUCAGUUUUAUCACCCGAACUAUGGAUUCUAUCGCCCAAUGUGCAGUGAGGAGACGCUUGACAUGAUGGAGGGCAAAGAGACCCAGCCGGCUUGGCCUGAGGCUUUUCCUUGGUUGUGUGUAUCCUGA
Molecule: messenger RNA, 333 nt
Organism: Aspergillus uvarum CBS 121591
Lineage: Eukaryota; Fungi; Ascomycota; Eurotiomycetes; Eurotiales; Aspergillaceae
Exons: 2
Coding region: 1-333 (110 amino acids)
Source: RefSeq, a predicted model, not a curated record